This is a messenger RNA of Schistosoma mattheei, 6440 nucleotides long. The record is from the annotation of a GenBank genome assembly. NCBI's taxonomy places the organism in Eukaryota, Metazoa, Platyhelminthes, Trematoda, Strigeidida, Schistosomatidae.
AUGUCAGACCCUCGAGAACAUACCAAUCUCGAUUUUUUUAACCUGAACUUAGGCUCAUGGAAUAAUGGUUCUGGUAUGGAACUAGUCAAUAAUGAUAUUUGGCCUCUCAAUUCGGACUCUUACCUUGCUCAUGCCAAACUGGGCAACAUGGCUCUUCCCGCCCCAAAACAACCCGAAAAACUAACUGUCGACUCUAAACCGGACCCUGCAAUUACUUGGUCUAAUAAUCCUUUGAGGCUCUCUAACAAAAUGUCCAUUUGGUCGAGUGAUAUGCAAGUAUCAGAAGCAAAGUCAUCAGGUAAUCACAACCAACAUUGGGGAAGUUCAACUAAACAGAGUGUUUCACUUAUCUAUGAUGAUGUCUGGGACUCAUCUCACGAUCCUGUGUUUCAAGUGCCAAUGGUUACUAGUGAUACUGAUCCUUGGAAACUUAGUCCAACACAUUGUAUUGGUUCCCUCACAGAUGCGCCCAUUACUAUUGCGGAUCCGGGUGUCUUGGCUGGUACAUCCAGGUCUUCCGACAUACUUCAUGAUAGUCCCGCUAAUAGCCUUCCUUAUGUUACUGCGAUGCUUUCUGGUCUGAAUCUUGCUCCUAGGAGUCUCGAUGAAACAACGUCCGGUGUCAAAACGUCCAUUGUCUGUGCUAACGUGAAUGAUGUUGCGUUCUCAGCAGAACAACUCUGUGACAGACUAAUCAAUACAAACGAGGGUUGGGGUCGACGACCAAUCGAUCAAGCAACACCUUGGGAGCCAUUAGAUCCAAAGUUGGGUGACCAAGUGAAUCGCAGUGGCAUAACUACACCUACCCCGGGAGCUUGCCCUUCUGGGUAUGUAAGUGGAAGUCUUAGGAUAUCUCAUACCCACUCAGCUGAUUCUAACGUUUGGGCAUGUGGACCGCCAACAGGAACAGGAAUAUGGGAAAUGCACUAUGAAAGUUUAAGUGGACGCUCGUCUGCAUGGCAGGAAGAAUCACAAUCCUCGACUUACCGUGAUGCUUCGUCUGUUACCCAUAUUAGUCCUAGUACUUUAAUAAACUGUAACAUGAACGCUAAUUCUCGAGGUGCAACACCAAUGCCACUUAACCGUCGAGACUGGGAAGAUAAUGAAAAUAGAUUAUCCAAAAACUGGAGUCUCGGCCACUCUGAAUCCUCAGACCACAGCAGCUUAUUAUGGAACUCGGUGUGUGUGACUGAUAGUGAAGAUAGUGUUAGUGGGGAUAUCAUCCAUAGACGCCCACUAGUAACAGUUGGUUGCAGUCAGGAAACUUUUCGGAAUAGUGGAAAUGUUCAACAAUCCAAUGGUCGUCCUGUACUUGGUAGUACUCGCCCUAUAGUCCCGACACACAAUCCAUCAGACGAGUUCUCGUGGGAUCCUGAUCCGAAUUUUUUGAGGUCCGGUGUCAAUCCGAACGGAAUUGUUUCAUGGGACACGUCACCCAAUAGCGUGGUCAGCACCACUUGGGGGACUCUUGGUACUUCCAACUUAAUAAGUUCUAUACAAACUCACUUCCCACCUGUUUCAGAUGAUGUUAGACAUCAACAGAACUUCAUGAGUACUAACUCACUUCCUCAGGGAUCUGAACGAUUACUAAUUCACCCAUACAGUAAUACCUAUCGCGCAGAUCUGGUCAAAUACUUAAUGAGCCAAGGAUUUAAAAGAGAAGAUGCACAUGCUGCUUUAAUUGCCUCCAAUAUGGAACCAGAUAAAGCUAUAGUCGAAUUACGGGAGCGUUACAGCACCAAUAAGGCUAUUAAUGCCAUGACACAACCUCCAGAGCUUAAUCGUAAUUAUGGAGCUGAUAGCGUUCUGCACGUUGUAACAAGAAACGGACCCAUGUACCAGCUGUCAAAUAAUACGUCUUUAUCACAGUUUGCACCUUCUGGAAAUAACUCUUCGGUGUCUGCACAAAAUCAUCGUCUGAAGCAGUCAGGGUUGUGCGUGUCUACGCAAAGUAAUACAACUCAACUUUUAUCUAUGCAACCAGUCCCUAACUCUCAAUUCAUGCGACAGCAGAUUACACAACAGGUUCGAUCGGCCUUAAACCUUUCCAUUCCAAGUCCGUUAGGUGUACAGACGAAUGGGAGUGCCACAAUGGGAACCUGUGGUGGUUCGCUUUUGGGAAAGCCUCCAUCUCUUUCCUUAUCAAACGUUAAUUCCAACAUUCCAACUGCAUCGUCUACUAAUCCACAUUCAAGCACUACUACUAGUUUAUGUCCUAUCAAAAAUAAUCGUACAUCUACUGGACCAGCGUCUUUAAACCAAAACUCAGCGAAAAGGUCGCCUCGUCAAAUUUCGAUCAUAAACUCCAUGAUUGAAUUGCAGAAAAAACAUCAGAGUAUUCAACACCAAUUAAAUAUGUAUCAUAAUAACCCUGCCCUUCGUUCACAACCUCAGUACGCGGACGUAUUUGUUGAACUCCAAGGUCAAAUGCAACAAAUUGAAACUCAGUUACACGGAAAGCGAGCACAGCUUAACAUAACUCGUGCUCAAGAUUCUGUAACACAAUCUGUAAAGAACCCUUUAAUACCGACGAAUGGUACCGAUAUUUCUGAUAACUCGUUUCCUGCUAUUGGAACAUGGAUAUCUCCUUCACCCCAAUGUGGCGAAAUCUUUGAUAAAAACGUCAUGGAUGGAUCAGCUUCUAAGUUGAACAACUUCACGCGCACUCCUUCUUGCAAGAUAUCUGGUAGUUGGUCUCCUACCUGGUCUUCAUCUGUUAUAAAUCCAUCCUGUCCAAAUAUUCGAUCCAUUCAUAAUCAAUGGCAACUAAUACAUAAUCAACAACGAUGUGCUUUAGAGAGUAACUUGAAGUUUCCGGUGUCAAAAAAUAAUCCUUCGAGUACCCUAUCUAUUGAAGCUCAAGGUCAAUGGCUACUAGUGCAACCACUCUUAGGAUGGAACGGUACAAACAUCCACAGCCUUCAAAACAUUUUAUCAAAUCAUUUUAAACUUACUAGUUUUCAUGUUUUGAAUCCAAGCAGCUGUAGUGUACUUAUAAGGCUUCAAAAUAUAGAGGACUCACUGCAGUUAGUGAAGUUUUUUGGUGACCGUUUAUCUGUAGAACCGUUGUCUGAUCACGAUGCUCGCGUUCAUUUGCAACAGCUAUCUUUGAACGCUUGUGGAGAUGGCCUAAUAUCCAAUCAGUUUAAUACGUCAUCUGAUAUACAUGCCACACCACCUAGUUUGAAUAGCAAUGGACAAUUUUACUCCUCCAUGAAUUCAAAUAACAAAAAGCCUAAUCCUCAUAUAGCUCGUUUUGGAAUAACUAGUCGUCUGAAACACCAGACAGAUUGUAAUCCCAGCACGACUGAAAAAACUAAUCGAUCUGCGGACAAUCCUGGGCCUUGUCUAGAUAGCACCGUACGUAAAGCUGAUGGGAUGAGCGAUAGUGAUUUUGACGAACGGGAUGUUUCGGUAGAAGACGAUGACAGUAUUCCUCCAGAGGAAGAUGCUGCUGACGAGGAAGAAGUAUCAAGUCUCAUGAAAGAAAGUCAAAUGUCAUUAGAUGAACUUUUAGCUACAUACGGAAUUCCUGCAAACCCUUACGGGAAAGACGGCGACUCUGUUGCAGUUUCCUGUAGCAACAUUUCCAGAGGUAAAUCUGGGCGCUUAAAAUGCAUUCGACACACUGUUACUCCUUCAAGUUUAGCUUCAUUACAGGAGGAAUCGGUAUCAUUACCUCCAGCUAAGAAGUUUCGUCGUGCUGCUCACAUAUCUCCCUGCUUAAAUAUUGGAAAUAAUGAUAUUUCUACAGGAGGAACUAGACCAGUAUCAUCAGCUAAUUACCCAACCAUUCGUUCAUCGUCAGAUAUUGAUGCAUUGGUAGAUAAAAACAAAGUCGAUACACCUCCAUUACGUUGUCUCACUGUAUUUCCACAUCCACACUCAGUCCCUUGUUCGCAUAGCACUAGUCCGGUGUCUAUAGAUGUAUCAUCUUCCGAUCCUCCUUCAGCCACUGCAACUCCUAAUUAUCCAAAACAACAUGCCUCAGAAGACUCAACUAUUAGUCGCAAAAGCUCAUCGCGUAGUCAUCUACAUAGGUCCCGCUCAAAAUCUAACCUAGCUAUCCAUACUUCUGAAUUAUUGGACAGUGCAACUCCAAAUAAAGAGAAUCAGUUGGAGGAAGAGGAUGUUGAUACAAGUGUGCCUAACUUUGAGCUGGAUGUAGAAAAUCAUUUCCAGAAAAAUGAACAAACUAUUGACGAUAAGUUUGAAGUCAACCAAGAUUAUUCUUCACGUUUCUGGAAGAGUGCAAUUACUGGUCAAGAAACUACACCUUCGUACAAUUCAGACGAAGACGAAGACUACUGUCCAAGUGAAGAUAGUGGUCGUGAUUGGAAAGGUGAGAUAAAAAUUGGUGAAGAUUAUCAGGCAAAUAUCCCUAUACUUGCCCUAGCAUCAAAUGUAAUGGAGAAUCAAUGUGAUGAAAGUCGAUCAUCGUAUUAUGGUUCUGAAAGGAUUUUUCAAGAAUCUAGUCUUGUAUGGAAACCUUCGGAAAAGCUCUGUGAAGCUGAUGUCACACGCUUUGAGAGAUCAUAUGCCCAAGUUGUUCUGUCAACACUGCCUACUGAACGAACAAUAGACGACGAAGAGGCUUUAUUCUUGUUAAUGCGUUGUGAUUAUGAUACGGAUGAAGCGCUGCAACGAUUACAAUUUAAAGCAGUAUCACCAAUGGCUGUUCCCGGUUAUCUAGAUUCAUGGUCGGAGUCUGAUUGUGCAGCAUUUGAGAAAAGUUUCGCUUUAUGUGGAAAAGAUUUUCGUCAAAUACGAGAGACACGACUUCGUCAUAAAACUGUGUCGGAGCUGAUUCAUUUUUAUUACCUUUGGAAGAAGACAGCACGUCAUGAUGAGUUUGCACGAAUAUAUCGUAGGGAUAAAAAGAAAUCUUCACAUCCUAACAUUGCUGAUUUUAUGGAUUGUUUGGCUAUGGAACAAGAAAUUCUAGCGGAAUCCUAUAUGCAAAAUGCCAGUGAUAUAGUUUUGUCAACUGCAACAUCGAAUGCAGAUAUUCAAUCCUAUCCUCAUAAAUCCAUUCAGCAUACUUCAAUCAAUAAUAUCGGUUCCAUAAAAGCUGGUGGUUGUCAGAUUGGCUCAUCAAUCAUUUGUAACAAUGGUCAAAAUACUGGAGUAGUGUCAGCGAAUUGUAGUGAAACAUACGAUAUGAUAAACAGUGAAGUCACCACCAGUAUAUGCUUAGAUGCUCCUGGAAAUCAAUGCAAAUCGAAAACAAAUGGUAACUCGUUGAAUAUAUCAGUAAAUACAACUAAUAAUAAUAAUAAUAAUAAUAAUAAUAAUAAUAAUAAUAAUAAUAAUAAUAAUAAUAAUAAUAAUUACAAUGGGGCUUUUUGUAUAAAGCAAUCAGAGCAUAUGCCUAGUUCAUCAUCUACACGUUCUACACGUACAGCAUUGUCAUCAACUGUAACUGUUUAGAGUUGACGGCGUUGGAAAAUAUAUUCGAUACUUUUUUUGGCUACAUUUUACUGUUUCUUGUUCUACAUGUAACACUCCAAUUUUUUUAUGCACUGCUUCAUUUAAGAUUCCGAUCUCUUGAUAACUUAAGGUUUUUUCUACUGAUUUUUAAGUGAUUGUACUUCGAUUUGCUGUAAAACUUUCUUGUUGUCUUUUGGUAGUUUGCUUGUAUGUUAGAUCUAUGUAAGUCUGAAUAAUGUGUAUUAUAUAAAAAACUACUGCUACUUUAAAAACAAUGUGAGUUCAAAAAUAGUAUUUCUCAUCACUCAUGUUAUUGUAUGUAGCUAGGUAUAUACUGUUGCUCUUCAUUAUUGUCAUGUUAUCUUUUGCUUCCCGUAAUCAACCUGUACUCAUGUUUAGAGUAUAUUUUCCUGAUUUACUUCCAUUAUAUUUGUAUUUUUAUCCUGUGCACACGGAUGUUUUCUUACUAAAUGUUCCUGUCUUCUACUGUACUGAUAAAACUAAGAUAGAAAUGCUGUUAAUAACAUGUAUAAAAUAUAAAUUGUGUUACAACACUUGUCUAGAAUUUAUGUUACGCCGUCUUUCAAAACAAAUCUGAUCAGCGCUUCGUUAAAGAUGCAGUUCAACUAAUCUGUUACGCGAUGCAUGUUGAUUCUAAAACAAUUAGCUGUAGCAUGAUUUACCAAGUUUAGUAGUGUUUACAACUAACUAGCUAAGUUUAAUAAGGCCUAGGAACACCAGGCAUCUAGGAGAAAAUUUAGUAUUCCAGGUGGUCUGUGUAGAGCUGCUUUAAAACCAGAUAGGCGAGAGAACUAAAAGUUGAGAACGAAGUCAAGAAACUUCACUUAUUGAUUAUGAAGCAGUACGCCAACACAAAUAAUGAUAUCAGCGAAAUCUAACCAGCCAUUCAAAGGUUAUGAAAACAAUUUUCAUCCUUCAGAAGUUUAUUUAAUAGAGCAUGCAGUGAAGUACAAAAUGAAAUAAUUAUUGCACGGUUAUUGUGAUUCCUG